AGUACAUCUAGUAGACCAUGUUAUACUUUAAAGCGUGUGGUUAUAGACUGGUAUUGAAGAAUAAGGAAGAGGAAUCAAUGGAUGCUGUUCAUAACAACUUCACUCUAAGUCCUGAUAUCAAUGGCCCCCUACUAGCAGCAGUUAUCAGUAUAGAGAUGAUAGGAGGACUCAUUGCUAACUCAUUUGUACUCAUACUGACUAUAUGCCAUAUAAAGACUUGGAAACAACCCUCUACUAUAUUCCUUACUAACAUGCUGAUAUCUAACCUCCUGAUUGUCCUCUUUGUGAUGCCUUUUCCUGUGAUAACAUCAGCCUUUGGUGAGUGGAUAUUUGGAAGUACACUAGACCAAAAGGAGAGUGUAUGCAAGUUCACAGCUAUCAUGAGCUUGUUCUGUGUUGCAGUAGCUACAGAGGGUUUAGCACUCCUGUCAUUUGACAGAUUCCUUUUCAUAGUGAGAGCAUUUCAGUACAACAGGUACAUGAGUAUCAAUAAGUCACUAAUAGCAAUUUCUAUAUCCUGGGCAAUAGCCGGUAUUAUCAGCAUUGUGCCUGUGCUUGAGUUCAACGUGUAUGAGUUUGCCUACAGUUUUUGGUACUUGUGUUCCUGGUUUAGAGGAACAGGUUGGUUUUGCAGUAUUUGCUUUUAUCUAUCCAGCACUGCUAGUGGGGAGUAUCAUUCUAACUUCUCUAUGGACGUUCAUAUUUAUGAGGAGAUAUCUCAGAACAAGAAGGACUAGAUUAGACUUCUUAUCAUCUUGUGGGCAGCAGAGCAACGUUUAUGUAUCACAAGAGAAGAAGUUAAUAAGUCUAUUUGGGUCACUACUUAUUGUUUAUGCUGUGUGCUUCUCUCCAUAUCUCUGCAUUACAUUCCUUUCAACACUGAUCAUCGUACCUCCAGUGUAUUACACUCUGGCAUUUAUCAUGUACCUGCUACAAACAACCCUCAGUCCUUUGGUACAGAUGUACACAUGUACUUCAGAGCUGAACUGAGAAAUGCAGUAAUGAAGAUAUUCUGUAAAAGAUGCUAUAAAGAAAGAGACAGAGCUGAAGAUGACAAUAGAACUACUGCUAUAACCACAUUGUAUAUAUAGUUGAUUGAUGAAGCUACAACAUUAUUGUAACAUCCCUUCUUUCAUAUAUACAUAA
Molecule: messenger RNA, 1146 nt
Organism: Amphimedon queenslandica
Lineage: Eukaryota; Metazoa; Porifera; Demospongiae; Haplosclerida; Niphatidae
Product: D(1A) dopamine receptor-like
Exons: 1
Coding region: 18-737 (239 amino acids)
Biological process (GO): G protein-coupled receptor signaling pathway
Cellular component (GO): membrane
Molecular function (GO): G protein-coupled receptor activity
Source: RefSeq, a predicted model, not a curated record